Molecule: messenger RNA, 681 nt
Organism: Nomia melanderi (Alkali bee)
Lineage: Eukaryota; Metazoa; Arthropoda; Insecta; Hymenoptera; Halictidae
Gene: Dad1
Product: dolichyl-diphosphooligosaccharide--protein glycosyltransferase subunit
Biological process (GO): protein N-linked glycosylation
Cellular component (GO): membrane; oligosaccharyltransferase complex
Source: RefSeq, a predicted model, not a curated record
UAUCUCUGCCGUAGUUGAUUUUUAGGUUACAAACUGUGGCUACGUCACUUUUAAUCGUCGAUACACCGGUGCCACGCGUUUGGUUCGACACAACCUUAAACAAUUGUCCAGGAAACAUUGUAAAAAUGACGGUGUUAACGGUUGUUUGGAAAUUCUGGCAGGAAUACACGAAAACCACGCCGAAAAAGCUGAAAAUUAUAGACGCUUAUCUGUUCUAUGUGUUCCUAACUGGUGUCAUACAAUUCGUUUACUGUUGCCUUGUUGGAACGUUCCCGUUCAACAGUUUUCUCAGCGGAUUUAUUUCUUGUGUUUCCUGUUUCGUUCUCGGAGUUUGCUUACGGCUACAAGUGAAUCCUCAGAAUAAAAGCCAAUUUCAUGGGAUAAGUCCUGAGAGAGGAUUUGCAGAUUUCAUUUUUGCACAUAUUAUUCUUCAUAUUGUCGUAAUGAAUUUCAUUGGUUAAACUUAGGAAAUAAAUUUGUGAAACUUUUUAAUAAAAUACUUGCAAUUACUAAAAAGAAAAUAACUGGAACUGACUACAUUAUUAAAAACAUUAGAUAUUAAAAAAUGGAAAUAAUAAUUGUAGAAAGAAUUGUGCAAUAGAUUAAAAUUUACUUUCGUUACAAUGUAUUGCUGUUACAGAAUUUGUUUGUGUUAAGGUUUACGUAUCAGAUUAAUAAAUG